GACAAAGUAUUAUCCACUAUCGUGCCAAACGCGGUGAAUUUAGAAGCAGAUUGUACGUGUAAUUAACAAGAGUUAUGAGUUUUGUGAGAAGUAUUUUUGGUUCUGGUGAUAACAAAGAUACGGAAGUGGAAGAUGACACCAGUGACGAAACGUCUUCGUCCUCGGAUACGGGAUUUUUAAGUAAUAUGAGUAACAGUGAUUUGGAAAAUAGUUUGGGCUCUAAUGGAAACGGGGAUCCCGACUGUUCAACGAUUUCCAAUUUUUUUGGUUAUUGGAAAAACCUGGUCAACCAGGAAGCUAAAUUUCAAAGUAAACUCAACGAACUUACGAAAGAACUAUCCAUCAGAGAUGCAGAAGCGAAUAAACUUAGAUUUCAAAUGGAAGAACUACAACGAGAUGCUUUCGCUAAAUCAGCUGGAAUGGACAGAUUGGAAUCGGAACUAAAAGAGGCCCAAAAAGAGUGUGAAUCUAUUGGAAGGACUAUACGAACGUUAGAGAAUGACCUCGAAAAUCAAAAAAAGCGAAAUAUCCUAUUAAAUAGAGAAUUAGAAGAAAAAACAGAAUCUUUCAGCGUCUCAGAAAAAGACUAUAAAUCUAAAAUAGAAUACCUCGAAAAUGUAAUAGCGGAACUACGUCAAAGAAUCGAAAAUUUAGAGCAACAAAUUAAAUCUUUACAAGAAGAAAAACUGCAAUUAUCAAAACGACAAGAAGAAAUAUUACUUGAAAGGGGGGAAGAAACAGAAAAAAUAGUAAAAACAUUGGAACAAACACAAAAGCAGAAGGAACAGCUAGAAGAAAAAUGGAAAAAAGACUUUGAAAAUUUGAGAACGGUGAACAUAUUACGAGAACAAGAAUUGUUGAAUGAUUUCGAAUGGAAAUUGAGAGAUGUAGAACAGACGUGUAAGAAAAAAAUAGACGAAAAAGAAGAGAUUUUGCAAAUAUCAUUGGAACAUUCGCGAAAUAAAGAGAAAGAAGCUGAAGAAUUAUCACUUAAGAUGGAAAGUCUUAAAUUAUUAGAAGAGGAGGUGAAUGAACUGAAAGAGAAAACGACUGACCAAAGUAAAAUAAUGAAAAAUAUGCAUGAUGAACACGAACAAAUGCGAGAAAAUGAGGAAAAUUUAAAAUCAGAAGUGAAAAAAUUAAGAAACUUGAUAAAUUUAGAAAAGGAAAAUCUUCAACAUAUGCAACGAAUGCACCAACAAGAAAUUUUAGAUAAAGAAAGGAAGUUACAACAAACAUUAAACGAAAAGAAGAUCGAAAUUGCGACAUAUUGGGAAGAAAAAUUAUUAAACGAAAUAUCCAGACUGAAAGACGAGCUAGAACAAGUUUAUACCGAAGAGAAGUAUACUGCUAUAGAAUCGGUUAAAAGAAAUAAGGAUGCUGACUUCAGAAAAGCGCAGGAACAGUGGAAACAAAAGUAUCAAGAGUAUGUGAACGAGGUUCACACAUUGAAAAAUGCUUUGGAAGAAAAGGACAAAUAUUAUAAAGAAGAAAUUGUGAAGCAGCAAUCUAUAACAGACCAAGAUAUUUUUGAGUUACGAAGACUGAUGGACAAACUUGAUAUGUCACAUCAUGAUAAAUAUGAAAAAUUGGUUUUACAGCAUGAAACAGAAAUAGAGAAAUUAAGAGCAGAACACGAGGAAAAUAUCGAAAACCGUGAUAAAUAUUGGCAAUCUGAAAUCGAUAUACUCAAUUCGACAAUAGCAAAUAUGAAACUUCAAAUGGAAAACGAAACGCAAGAAAAACUACAAAUACUGAUACAAAACCAUCAGGGUGAGUUAGAAGAACAAUGGGAAAAUCUAAUUCAACAGAAAAAAGAAGCGAUACAAUUUCUAGAAGAAAAAUAUAUUGCCAAAUGCGUACAACUUGAAGAACAGUUGAAUGUUUUACAAAAAUCACAUAGUGCACGCGAAGUGGAACUUUUAAAAACUGUGGAUUCUUUGAAAAAUGAAAUACAAAGUAAAGAAUCAAUUAUACAAGAUAUGCAAAGCAACAUGGAUAUGCUAGAAGGGGGUAUCCAAGUAUUAAAUAAAGAGCUGGCUGAGCAAUCUGAAUUAAUGGCGAAAGAAAAGAAAGAAAGCGAACAAAAACUGAGGAACAUUUUAUCGAAAAUUUCCAAAAUCCAAUCUGAAAAUGAGAAGGAACAAGAAACCUAUCGCUUAAAAUUCAUAAAUUCGCAGAAGCAAUAUCAACAAACAAUUGAUCACAUGCAAAGAAAAUAUCAAUGUCUGACGAAACUUUUUGAAGAAGUGAGGCAGAGAUACGAACGUCGCGAAUCGAAGCAAGAAGAUUUAAACAUCAUAGCCGAUUUAAAACAAAUAAUAACAGAACAAGAAAAAGAUUUGAAUUGCUUGAAUGAAGAGAAGCGUUAUUUUCAAAUGAAAUUAAUAGCCUUAGAAAAUUCCUUAGACCACAAAUGUUCAUCCGAAGACGAGUCAUUAAAAGAUGAAACAAUCUCAGAUUCCAAUUCUACUGCCUUGCCGAAUCAAUCAACAAAUACGUUGAAUUCUAAUUUGACUGAGACGAAAAACGGUGAUAUUAUAUCUGUCUGCGUACCUUUAGCUUUACCCGAUUUAAAUCAACAAACUACCUACUUAUCGAUUCCUCCAACGAUAGAAGAAUGCGAUGAAUAACUGCGUCACCAUUUUAAAUCAUAUUGCAAAAAGUUGUAAAAAUAAAAUAUGUCAAAACUUGCAAUUGUUAUAAGAUAGCCCUAGAAAUAAUUUUUUCAAUACUAUAUGUAUAUUCAACUCAUUUUUAUAUCUAUUUUGACUUUUUGGAAUAUGUGCUGGGCGUAGGUUUGGCAAUAUACAAUUGUUAGAUUUCAAUUAUCAAUGGUGUGAAUCCAAAUUAUAUUGUUCACUAUCAGCAUCAAUGUUAUUAAAAUACUUAACACGCACGAAUUUUUGUUGCUAGGAUACCAACAUACUUCUUUAUUCAAAUAAUGCAAGAAGAAACGUUUUUUUGAGUUUGUUUUCCACAACUACUUGCGUGCAGAUUGCCUUUUGUUAUUAUUUAUUUGUAUAUCUUUGAAUAAACAUUUAUUUUAUACUUUUUUCA
Molecule: messenger RNA, 3060 nt
Organism: Diorhabda sublineata
Lineage: Eukaryota; Metazoa; Arthropoda; Insecta; Coleoptera; Chrysomelidae
Product: golgin subfamily A member 6-like protein 25
Exons: 10
Coding region: 75-2633 (852 amino acids)
Source: RefSeq, a predicted model, not a curated record